GUGAGGACGCAUUAAUUUGUUGCUAUGGCGAUAGCGUAAACUCAAGAUGGAAGCCGCGUGAAUUGGAGCUUAUCGUAAAACUUCACAGAUAUAUUGUGAGGAAGAAGCUGUGGGGUAAUAUUUUUAAGUGUCUGAAAUCCCAGGAAAACAAACAAAACAAAAAUACAUUUAUUUUACUCUUUGUGCAAGUCUCUGAGAUAUAACCAUGGCUACAGUAUCCAAUUCUGACAUCACCACCAUCUCGGAAAUAACACUGAACAGGCAGAUGCAGACGAGGAAAGGACUACCAAAUAAACAACUAGUGUAACAGUGAAAGAAGUGUUCGACUGAGUGACUUAAAGCCAGGGCAGACACUAUCAAUAUGGCUUUUGGACCUCCCAAAAAUGUGAAUGGACUCAAAAUGCAGACAAAAAUGAGCACAUGGACACCCCUGAAUCAUCAGCUGACAAACGAUAGGGUGUUUGAAGAAAGAAGAGAGCUGCUUGGAAAAUGGUUUGAUAAGUGGACAGAUGCUCAAAGAAGAAGGAUUCUUAUUGACUUGUUUGAGAGAUGUUCCUUAGCACAGUUAAGAUUUUGCAGUAGGCAGCUGCACACCAAGGUCCCCGCAGAAGCCAUGGACUUCACCACUGUACUUCCCAGAGUCCUGUCUCUCUACGUUUUUUCAUUCUUGGAUCCACGGAGCCUCUGUCGUUGUGCUCAGGUAUGCUGGAACUGGAAGACCUUAACCGAACUAGAUCAGCUCUGGAUGUCAAAAUGCCUACGUUUUGGCUGGUACAUUAACUUCUCUCCAACUCCACAUGAGCAGAGUAUCUGGAAAAGACACUACAUUGAAAUGGUGAAAGAGCUUCAUAUCACAAGACCAAAGACUCCUCCCAAAGAUGAAUUUGUGGUACCUGAUGUUCAGCCAAUUGCUAAAGAUGUGACAGCAGUGAACCGGGUGUCUCUUCCUUCAUCUCGACCUUUGUCUGCAAAGCUUACUGGGAAAGGGAAGAAAGACCUUCCACCAUGGCGUUCAUCUGACAAACACCCAGCAGACACUAUUCGCUUUAACUAUUUGGACAACUAUGAUCCCAUUGAGCAGUCAAGGCAGGCACGAAGGAAAGGAGGUGGAGUAACUCCAGACCUCAGUCAACAAGCCCAUGAGAAAAAAAAGAGACCGAGUUCGUCCUCUUACAAGCUAAGGAAAGUGAAAUCUUUGAUGUCCUUAUCUAUGGAGAUGAAUUCAAGCCGCCAAGCAACAUCUCGCCCAGACUGGGCCAUCAACCCACCAGAGGGUUACCCAGUCACCAAAGAAACAGCCAAGACACUAGUAAAAAGUAAUGAAUGGAAUGCUGGAAUACGACCAGGACCUGUUCGACCUGCUGUGCCAGUGAUUAGUGGGAAAGGGCGGAAGGCAUCUAUGAGGACUCAGAGAAGUUCCCCAUCAUCGCCACUGUUUAACAGUCAGCCAUGGCAGUUACCACCCUCAGAUGGAUCAGAUGAAGAAAAAUAAUCCUGAGAUAACUGGAUGGUUCUUUGUAAUUUGGCAUAAAUUGUCUAUCAUGUUGACUACUGCCAGUCUUUUGAGUGUGAGAAGAUAUUCCAGAUUAAGUUUGCGGAUUAAUUUGCACUGUAUUUACUGUUGAUGUUGACCCGUUGUUGCAAACUGACAUGGAGAAAUGAAGUCACCACAUCUGCUUAAUGAGUGACUCAUUGUGGACAAGGCUUCUUUGGAACAUUUUAUACUUUAGUGAUUUGUCCGGUUCUUGUCAUCGUUUGACCUGCUAAUGUGUCCUUCUAUGUUAAUUUUAUUUUCUGAUUUUAAGUUGUUUAAUGUUUUAAACCAAUUAUUAUUUUUUUUAUAAUUGCCUUUACAGAUACAUACCUGUAGGGUUUUAAGGCCUGCAUCCUUAAUCUGCAUUGCCAAUUAAGUGGCUGACACUGUGUGGACAUUUUAUACUGUGAAAGUUGUAUAGAUCAAAGUAAUGUUUGUGGAAUCUAGAAAUGAGUCUCUGGCAUUACACUAGCCCUUGCAUGUCUGCAGCAUGGACAUGGCUGCAUUACAUUAAAAAGGGUGAGAUGUGAA
Messenger RNA from Protopterus annectens (West African lungfish), 2065 nucleotides. RefSeq names its product F-box protein 16 (gene FBXO16). Gene Ontology annotation, molecular function: protein binding. Bases 362 to 1492 code for a protein of 376 amino acids. The transcript has 10 exons. NCBI's taxonomy places the organism in Eukaryota, Metazoa, Chordata, Ceratodontiformes, Protopteridae. The record is from RefSeq and is a predicted model, not a curated record.